AUGCGGGCCACGAAUAUCAGCCUCGGUCUUUUGCUGGCCGGAAUGACCCUAGCGUUCAACAACCCUACCUUCCUAACGCCUGUGUUCCCAGUGCCUCUGAAUCUGGGAACAAAUGAAGCAUGGCACUCUAUCAGACAAACGAUUACUUCCAAUCUCACCGGUGCCAUCGCCGCCGCCAACGGUGGAGCGGGUGCAAAUUCCCUCGCUAUUCGAGCAACCUCCGUGAAGGAAGACAGCCCUUUGUUCGAGUUCUAUCACACGGCCAAGUCGGUAUCCCCGGCAGGUGUGCAGACAGUAGGUGCAGACACGGUAUUCCGCGUCGGAAGUGUCUCGAAGCUGUUCACUGUCUACUCUCUUCUUGUUCGCGGCGGCUUCGACGUAUUUGACGACCCGGUGACGAAAUACGUCCCUGAGCUUCGAGAGGCAGGUCUGAACUCCAACUUCGAUCCACUCGAAGAUGUCAGUUGGGAAGAGGUCACUGUUGGUGCUCUGGCAAGCCAGUUGUCCGGCAUACUGCGUGAUUAUAACCACGCCGACUUGUCCACUCAGGGCGUACCAGUUGAGGCAUUUGGCCUGCCGCCUCUUCCACCACACCAUAUUCCGAAAUGCGAUGGAAACGAGUCCCAGCCUCCAUGCACUCGCAAAGAGUUUCUUCAAGGCCUACAGGGUCUAGACAAGCAGCCACCUGUCUUUCCUGUAUGGGCAACGCCAUCAUAUUCGAAUGCCAAUUUCCGAAUUUUGUCCUACGUCUUCGAGAGUAUCACAAAUAUGAGCUUUGCAACAGGGGUAGAAAAAGACGUCCUUCGGCCCCUUGAUCUCUCAAACACGUAUACUAUCAAACCACAAGACAGCGUUGGGAUAAUCCCAACGGGAGUCAGUUUAUGGGGUCAAUUCCUUGGACAAGACUUGGCGGAUGCGGGAUUUUACUCUUCGGCAAAGGAUCUGUGCAAUUUUGGUCGCGCAAUUUUGGAUAGCUCACAGCUGACACCGGCGGAGACAAGACGGUGGUUAAAGCCACAUUCGCACACGGCGUCCCUACUGCUUUCCGUGGGUAUGCCCUGGGAGAUCUAUCGGCAGCAAACAGGCGAACAUGUUGUCGACUUUUAUACCAAGGACGGCAGCUACGGCGCCUAUAAUUCGAUAUUAAUACUCGUACCUGACUACGGCAUGGUGUUCAGCGUUUUAACAGCAGGCCCGGAUUCCAAUCUGGUGAUUAACGCUGCUGAAAUUGUGCGACAAAACAUCAUGCCGGCCCUCGAAGCAGCCGCGAGAAAGCAGGCAAAAACUCAAUAUGAAGGGAAGUAUUGCCUCUCUUCCGGUGGACAGAUGACAGAUCUGAUUGCGCUGUCGGUCGAUGACGGAACAGGGCUUUUAGUGGACAAGUGGAUCAGUAAUGGUCAGGAUUUUCUGGCUAUUGCUUCGCAAUAUGCCGAAGAUACAGGUAGUGGGCCACUGCAGACAGUCCGACUCUACCCUACCGAACUUCAAGCCGCGGGAAAGGUUGCAUUUCGGGCGGUAUUCAACACUUCUGGUGGGCGAACUGGUGCUGGUGCUCCUCGGCUGUUUUCUCCGGGCGUGGAAGCGUGGAGCAGUGUUGACAACCUGGUUUAUGGACAGAAGCCAAUGGAUCUGUUUUUGUUCGAUAUCGACUUCCAUGGCGUGGCGCGGACGGUUGAAUGCAGCGGCUUGAGGAAAGUACUGCCAAAGUGCUAG
Penicillium riverlandense is the source of this 1713-nucleotide messenger RNA. RefSeq names its product serine hydrolase domain-containing protein. NCBI's taxonomy places the organism in Eukaryota, Fungi, Ascomycota, Eurotiomycetes, Eurotiales, Aspergillaceae. The record is from RefSeq and is a predicted model, not a curated record. The transcript has 4 exons. The coding region runs from base 1 to 1713 and encodes 570 amino acids.